This is a messenger RNA of Penicillium concentricum, 231 nucleotides long. RefSeq lists its product as uncharacterized. The record is from RefSeq and is a predicted model, not a curated record. The transcript is spliced from 2 exons. The coding region runs from base 1 to 231 and encodes 76 amino acids. Lineage: Eukaryota; Fungi; Ascomycota; Eurotiomycetes; Eurotiales; Aspergillaceae.
AUGCCUGUGGUGGUUGCCGCCGGGACCGAAGCCGUGAAAAGGUCAAGGACGACAUUCAAGGUUGUAUACUCCGAGGAGCCUUCGCCCAGCGCAGUGGUUAAUGUUGAUCGUAACAAUGUUACCGCGACACCAGAGUCACUGUCAGAUAGUGAAUGGGUGUGUGUCAGCGAGAGAAUGUCGUGGAUUAUGUAUAGCUCGGUCUGGGGUAAUAUGACUGUGCCGGUAACGUGA